GAUGAGCUUUUAAGUAUUCAAAACAAUAUAAAUUAGACAACUGAUUCAAAAAAAGAAGAAUUUAGAAAGUAUUUAGAAAAGGCAGGUGUAAUUGAUCAAUUGACAAGAGUCUUAGUUGGAUUAUAUGAAGAACCAGAAAAACCUAAUAAUGCCAUAGAGUAACCUCUAAAAUUAAACCUAGUUAUGUAAAAAAGUAUUUAGGAUCUCCAGUUGAUAUUGAUGUCGACAAAUUAAAAUUAGAAUAUGAGAAAUUAAAAGAUGAAAACAUUAGAUUAAAGAGAGAAGUUGCUGAAUUAAAAAAAGAAGUAAUAAAGAAAAUAUCAUAAUUUUAGUUAUAAGCAGCCUAAUAGGAAUAAAAUUGA
Molecule: messenger RNA, 362 nt
Organism: Paramecium pentaurelia
Lineage: Eukaryota; Ciliophora; Oligohymenophorea; Peniculida; Parameciidae
Source: the annotation of a GenBank genome assembly